Messenger RNA from Psammomys obesus (fat sand rat), 2117 nucleotides. It is a transcript of the gene Vstm5, whose product is annotated as V-set and transmembrane domain containing 5. Gene Ontology annotation, biological process: filopodium assembly; positive regulation of excitatory synapse assembly. NCBI's taxonomy places the organism in Eukaryota, Metazoa, Chordata, Mammalia, Rodentia, Muridae. Gene Ontology annotation, cellular component: dendrite; plasma membrane; axon. The record is from RefSeq and is a predicted model, not a curated record. The transcript has 4 exons. Bases 295 to 894 code for a protein of 199 amino acids.
AGUGAGUACCUUCCCAUUACCCCGUAUCUUUCCGUAUGCAUAGUCCUUCCUUCUCUCACUCCUCCCUCCCUCUUCCCUUCCUCCUUUCUUCCCUCUCUCCUGGGAACUGGUUCAACCAGAGUACAACCUGCUCAUCUGCCUCUAGCAGAGCAGCUGCAGGAGCCGGGACCUGCAGAGCAGCUGAGCUGAAGCUAGGGAGGCCAGGCUGGCGCGCUGCGGGACACAGAGGGCGAGCAGUGGGCCGGGCCGCCUCCCUGAGGCCCAUGAGAGGCCAACACAGCCUGGAGCUCGCUCAUGAGGCCGCCGUGGUGCGGGAGAAGGACCCGCGGCAUCCCACUGGGGCUGUUCACGCUCUGGGUGGCUACAGCCCGCUGUCUGCAGAGUCAGGGUGUGUCACUGCACAUUCCACAGCCAGCCAUCAACGCCACUGUCCAAGACGAUAUCCUGCUGUCCGUGGACUACUCCUGCCAUGGGGUGCCCACUAUUGAGUGGAAGUACACAUCCAUCUGGGGUGUACAGAAGAUUGUGGAGUGGAAAGCAGGGACCCCAGCCAACGUCUCCCAAAGCCACAGAGACAGAGUCUGCACCUUUGACAAUGGCUCCAUCCAGCUCUUCAGUGUGGGUGUGAGGGAUUCUGGCUACUAUGUCAUCACUGUCACAGAGCACCCAGGGAGCAGCCAGUCUGGCACCAUUGUGCUGCAUGUGUCUGAGAUCCUCUACGAAGACCUCCACUUUGUUGCUGUCUUCUUCACUCUGCUCGCCGCGGUGGCUGUGGUGCUAAUCAGCCUCAUGUGGGUUUGCAAUCAGUGUGCAUACAAGUUCCAAAGGAGGAGGAGAUACGAACUCAAAGAAAGCACCACUGAGGAGAUUGAGAUGAAAGAUAUUGAAUGUUAGCCAAGACUGUGCCCAAAUACAUUGCUACCUCAAGAGAAAAACAGUAUUUUUCAGUCGAAGGAACAAACCAAGCCAGUCCUUGCUGUAGCCUCUCGAAACCUGGGCCCGCACCCCUUUACUGAUGAGACAGCUGGAAGAUGAGAAAGCUGUGUGGCGCUGAGGAUGAUGGCUUCCUUAAACAAGCCAGUUCCAGGACUUGCAUGCAGUUCAAGGAAAGUUUAACUGAGGCUUUCCACCAGGAACUGUGGCUUCAGGGUCAUUCUCACCCCUAACACAGGCAGGCACCAGCUGCCACUUACAGUACAGGCUACGGUCCCACACUGGCCUGCUGGAGACGUCCCCAUCUCCAGGGCAGCGUAUCUACAGAGGGGCUGACGUGCAGCUAGCAUCGGGACAUGCAGUCUGUUCCUUUGUGCUCCCGUCUGAUCUGCAAAGUGUGGCACCCUCCAUCUCCCUGUCUUACAUCCCAUAAGUGCUGCUGUGGAGACAUGAGCAAGCCUGAGGCUCGGAGGGAGACGGUCUGAUGAGGUGGUGAACUGCUCCUCAGGGAGAGCAGCUGAGUGCACUGACGGACCAGCUCUGAACGCAGGGAGCAGAAGUCACUCUCAUCCUUCCUCAUCCAAAAUUAACUGAGUAGCUUAAACUGGGCUGGUAUGAGAAAAACAUGGCUUAAGUUGGCCAGGAGCAGCUGGAUGGGUGGCACAACAGGGAAAAUCUGUAAGGCUUCAUUCAUCUUCAUCCUGUUUGGUCACCAACACUUCAAGUCUCCAGUCAUAUCCUGGGCUGAGGGGCAUGUGACCUUCACCUACCUCAAAUGGCAUCAGGAGAAGCCAGCAUUAGUUUAUAUCUCUAGGAGUGAUUAAGAAGAGCAUGAGAAUUCUUUUUUUUUUUUUUUUUUAAUUUUUUAUUUUUUUGAGAAUUCUUUAAGGAUCUGGAAAGCUAUAAGGGAAAGUGCAAUCACCAUUGCAUAGCAAAGGUUAAAAUGCUCUGGGAUGGGGCUAGAGAGAGGGCUCAGCAGCUGAGAGCCCUUGCUGCUCCUGCAGAGGAACAAAACACAAUUCUAAGCACUCACAUGGUGGCUCAUAACCUUCUCCAAUUUCAGGGAAUCUGAUGCCCUCUUCUGGCCUCCAUAGGCACUGCAUGCACGAGGUGCACACACAUACAUGAAGACAGUGCUCAUGCACAUUAAAUAAAAAUUUUAAAAUUAACCUAAAAGUUUUUUU